Messenger RNA from Malaclemys terrapin pileata, 1341 nucleotides. RefSeq lists its product as uncharacterized. The record is from RefSeq and is a predicted model, not a curated record. The coding region runs from base 46 to 1341 and encodes 431 amino acids. The transcript is spliced from 2 exons. Lineage: Eukaryota; Metazoa; Chordata; Testudines; Emydidae.
UCUGCCAGCGGCUGCCUUUCCCAGAGCUGGUCACCCAGACCAUCCAUGGAAACCUUGUAUUCUGCCCUCCAGGACGAGAUCCGUGCCUUCGAGGCACAAGUGCAGAGCUGCCAGAAAGACUUUGACCUGCACACGCUUCACAACGUGCUGCUGCUGCUGCUCCCCGGGAGCCCGACCUGGGAGGUGAAAAGCCUGGAGCAGCUGGAAAAGCUUGUUGAGGGCAGGGACUGGCCACGCCAGGACACCGUGAAAAUGACAGGCAGCGCUGAGAGUUGUGAUGUCCCUGGCUAUGUCGCCUGGCUUGGCUCCUACCUGGGGUACUUACAUGCUUUAAAAGAGAUGUUUGAUGCCAAGGUCGUGUUCCCUUUGUGUGAGCACCUGUAUGUCCACGAUGAGCUGUAUGCCAGGGCUGAGUGCCGGUCUCCCGUGGGUUCCCGCAGCGGAUCUGGUGCUGGGCACAGCGGGGAGAAGAGUCCCCACGCUGUGACCUCCAUCGCAGAUAUCGCCAAGCAACUGUUUGCCGUCAGGAGGAAGUGGGCCUUGCUGCUCAGCCGGGGAGUGAUUGACGACCGAGUCUUCGGCCCCCAGAGCCUGUGCGCCCUGCAGGGCUUUGCCAACAUUGGCCCCGUCGUGAAGGUUCUGAGGCUGGUCCCUGACAUCUUUCACAAGAGCUUGGCCACGGCGGUGCUUGCCAGGCAGUGGCUCAGUCUCCACAGAAGCAGAUACAGCGUCUUCCAGCUGCCGCCAGAGCCAGGCCAGGAGAAGGGCGAGCGUAGAACUGGGCUGGCUCCUGGCACCUCUGAGCCCUGGAGGAAUGGAGUGGCCAUCAGCCUCCCUGAGUCUGCCAACGGCUGCAGCAGUUUCUCAGGCCAGUUACAUCCCAGACCCAGGAGAAGCAGCAGCAGCUGCAGCUCCCAUGAUGGAUGUGGCUGGCUGGGCAACAUCAGUGCGACGCGAACCAAGCUGCGGGAGAGUCGCGAGGAGCUGAUGGCCCUGCUCUGGCGAGUGGAACGUGCUGGAGUGCUGGAAACUCAGCUGCACGAGCUAACCCAGAGCAUCUCCAGCCUGCAGCUGGAGCAGCAAGACACAAGGCGCAAGCUCGACGUUUUCCAGCAGAGACUGGAGCAGGCAGAUUGGGACAUGCCGCUGCUUAGCAGCCAGUGCCAGGCAACGCUCAGACAGCUGGAGGACCUGGGGCGGCACAUGGAGCUGGAGGAGUAUCGUAAGAGCAUCUUGCAGAGCGACUGGCUGCUGGAGCUGGAGCUGAGACCAUGUCUUCUUCGGCAGCUUGAUGCAGUAAGAGGCUUAGCUGCUGUCACGGGUCACAAAUCUCAUCCCUGA